Bactrocera oleae (olive fruit fly) is the source of this 2513-nucleotide messenger RNA. RefSeq names its product long-chain-fatty-acid--CoA ligase heimdall. Gene Ontology annotation, molecular function: long-chain fatty acid-CoA ligase activity. The record is from RefSeq and is a predicted model, not a curated record. Gene Ontology annotation, cellular component: membrane; endoplasmic reticulum. Lineage: Eukaryota; Metazoa; Arthropoda; Insecta; Diptera; Tephritidae.
AGUUCAAAAGUAAACUGAUGUGUAAUUACAAUAUAAAAAAAAGUUUUGUUUAUAAUUAUAAAUAUCAAACACUGUAAUUAAUAUGCGCAUUAAGAGGGAAGCAACAAAAAAACCUAGAACAGUGUAGCAACACACAUUGAAGUGUGAAAUUUAACCUUUGAUUGAACUUCUUGAGUAUUUCUAACCUGCAAAAGGCAUUUUGCCACGAUUCAGUUUGGAAUUUCAGUUCGUUAGUAUUUUAGUAUCUUGCGGUGUUUUAUCGAUUGUAGACGUUGUUACUGUUAAAGUCUUAAAUAAAAUAAAUCUUAGAAAAUAGUUUUGAUAAAGGAACAUAAACCACAGGAGUAAAAAGUGUAACAAGGAUUAGUUGAAAACAGCUGAAAAUUCACAAAGACCUUGAAAUAUCAACUAAAAAUCGGUUGUAGUUAUGGGCGACGCACGGAUAUUACAAUUUUUGUCAGCCACUAAUCUCAAAGAUGCCACUACCUACACAUCCACGUCUCUCACUGAGCCGGUAAAGCUACGCGUUAGCGCAGAUGCCUUGGCGUCAAUCCCACCACAAACUAUACCACAAUAUUUCCACGAAAUCUGCCAAAAGUAUGCAAGCAUGCCCGCACUUUGCUAUGGCCACAUUUCAAAUAACAACGGUAACGGUACGAGUUCAAGAGCUGGUAGAAUAGUUACCUAUGCAGAAUAUGAGCAAAAUGCAGAGCAGAUUGUGCUCGCGCUAUUACAUGUAGGCCUAGGUCCGCGCACCGCCGUCGGCAUACUCGCCUUCAAUUGUCCGGAAUGGCUUUACACCGAAAUGGGAGCUUUGCGCGCUGGUGGCGUUGUGUUCGGCAUAUAUCUGAGCAGUUCACCGAAAGCAGUACGUCAUGUGCUCGGAACGGCGGAAGCGACCGUCUGUGUGGUGGACAACGCAAAGCAGAUGGCAAAGGUACGCGAAGUCAAAGGAAGUUUACCACAUUUGCGCGCCGUUAUUCAGCUCUUUGGACCUUUUGAUGAGUUUGUGGGACGCGAUGAUGGGUAUUAUCGCUGGGACGAUUUGAUUGCAAUGAAAUUCGAUGCCCAGCUAAAAGCUGAACUCAUCGAGCGCGAACGAGGUCUGGCGGCGAAUGAGUGCGCCUUGCUCGUUUUCACCUCAGGAACCGUAGGUUUGCCAAAAGCAGUUAUGCUGUCGCAUGAUAAUAUUCUGGCACAUGCGAAAUCUGCUCCCUUUCAGGGAGACUUCAAGGAAGGCGAUGAUAUAAAAGUGAGCUUUUUGCCUUUGUGUCACAUCGCAGCUCAAAAUGUCGACGUUUUUAACACCGCCAAUACUAGCACCUGCAUUUACUUUCCAGAUAGUGAUGCACUGCGCGGAAGCUUACUAAAAACUUUGGUUAUAGCGCGUCCUACAAGAUUCUUUGCCGUACCAAGAGUUUUAGAGAAGAUGCGAGAUCGUUUGCAGCAGAAGGAGGCAGAGUCGUCAUGGUUAACGCAAAGUGUUAUGCGGUCCGCACGUUGGGCAACCCUGAAGAGUUACCUAGAGCAUGCCGGAAGGGGAAAACCGGAAUAUUCUGUAAAGUAUUGGCUAGCAUCUUUCGUAACGCAAAAACUGAAAGUCGCCUUGGGCCUGGAUCGUUGCAAACUAAUUAUCGCUGGAGGAGCACCUGUUCCAGUCGACCUUAAAGAAUUUUUUAUUAGCAUAGAUAUACCGCUCCUUGAGACUUAUGGUCUCUCUGAAACUUCCGGUGGCUCAACGAUAUCUUUAGAAGCACGACAAAUGAAUGGAGCUGGAAAACCUUACCCCGGACUAGAAGUGAAAAUCGAUAAGAUUGGCCAGGAAGAUCAAAGCGAGGUCUGCUUUCGCGGUCGCUUCAUAUUUAUGGGUUACUUGAACGAACCACAAGAAACAGAGAAAGCAAUUGACGCAGACGGCUGGUUUCACACGGGCGAUAUUGGUUAUCUAACUAAAACUGGCGAUGUUAUAAUAACGGGCCGCCUAAAGGAUUUACUUGUUACAUCCGGUGGUGAGAAUAUACCACCGCUGUGCGUUGAAAGUCUGGUAAAAAAGGAAUUACCCUGUGUGAGCAAUGCCGUACUUGUUGGUGAUAAGCGAAAAUAUCUUACAAUACUCUUGACAAUCAAGACCGAUAUGGAUGUUAACACUGGAAGGCCAUUGGACACCUUACAGCCAGUUGCCAUUGAAUGGUUUAAAUCACUGGGCUUCGUCUACACUCGCCUCUCCGAAGUGUUGCGUAUCCCUGCACAGUUGGAAGAUUUUGAUGCGGCAACAUUAGCAGCGCAACCAGAACCAAAGGUGGUGGCCGAAAUACAGAAGGGGAUUGAACGUGCAAACGAAAACGCAUUAUCGAAUGCUCAGAAAGUGCAGAAGUUUGCGAUUUUGCCACACGAUUUCUCAAUAACUACUGGUGAAUUGGGACCCACAUUGAAGUCUCGGCGUAAUGUUAUUUUACAAAAGUAUGCGAAAGUUAUCGAUCGUCUUUACGAAUAAAAUAAUAUUGUAAUAAAUG